GCUCGGCGGGCAGCCCCGCCCCGGCUCCCCCUGGGCGGCGGCGGGGCCAGUGGGCGGGGGCCGGGCGGAGCGGGGCGCACGGCGCGGCUCGGCUCAGCACGGCACGGCUCGGCUCCGCUCCGCUCUCCCGUCAUGGCAUCCAAGUGCCCGAAGUGCGACAAGACCGUGUACUUCGCUGAGAAGGUGUCCUCCCUGGGCAAGGACUGGCACAAGUUCUGCCUGAAGUGUGAGCGCUGCAACAAGACCCUGACCCCCGGCGGGCAUGCUGAGCACGAUGGGAAGCCCUUCUGCCACAAGCCCUGCUAUGCCACGCUGUUUGGCCCCAAAGGGGUGAACAUUGGUGGCGCCGGGUCCUACAUCUAUGAUAAGCCACAGAUUGAGGGACAAACCGCUCUGGGACCCAUCGAGCACCCAGUGAAGGUGGAGGAGAGGAAGGUGAACGCUGCACCACCCAAGGGGCCCAGCAAAGCCUCCAGCGUCACCACCUUCACUGGGGAGCCCAACAUGUGCCCACGCUGCGGCAAGAGAGUCUACUUUGCCGAGAAGGUGACUUCGCUGGGGAAGGACUGGCACCGCCCCUGCCUACGCUGUGAGCGCUGCAGCAAGACGCUGACCCCGGGGGGCCACGCUGAGCACGAUGGACAGCCCUACUGCCACAAGCCCUGCUAUGGGAUCCUCUUCGGGCCAAAGGGCGUCAACACUGGAGCUGUGGGAAGCUACAUCUACGACAAAGACCCUGAGGCGAAGAACCAGCCCUAGACAGCAUCCUCCUGCCCCCCAGCCUGCUCUGUGCCCCCUUACUAACCUCCUGCCGCAGCCGGAGAAGACCCUCGCCAGGCUGGCCACGGAGCUGUGCUCUCUCUGCGCUCUCUACUCUGGGCAGGAUGGCCCUGCCCCCUGGGUUAUAUAUCAUAGUCUCUAAUAUAAGCUUCAGUGUUUAAAGGGAAAGGUAGAAGGUGUCUUUGGUGGUUCCCAAUGUGCUCUGUCCUCCCCAGCCAUCCCACCAGCCUCCCGAGCACGGGGGGCAGCGGGGCGGGUGUGGGGAUGUCACCAUGUGCAGGGGAUGGUGGGUGGCACCUGAGGGGCUGAGAGUGGAGGCAAGGUAAUGACAGGAGUCGCACCAUGGAAGGGCUGUGGCCCAUCUGGCAGCUCUCUCCUUCUCCUGGCCCUUCCUGGGCUCCAUGCCUUGGCUCUCACUCUCCCUGGGUCGCAUAGCUGACUCCAGCCACUGUUGGGUUUGUGGGGUCUGGCACCUCCCGCAUCCCCAUCCUUGCACUGCCAGGACAUCCCUGUAGGUGCACCUGGGUGGGUGCCCAACCUGCUCAGCCAACUGGUUUGGGUUGUUGGGCCCCCAGCCAGUUCCCACAGGGCAGCAGAGUCCAUGUCAGGGGGUACCCAGUGGCUGCAGCCUGGGGGAGUGGGCUGCUCCCUGCCUUUGGAGGGCAGAGCGCAUUGGGCUGUCGGCUCGGCGGUGGGACACCCACCUGCUGCCAGAGCUGGAGGUUUCUCAUUGUUGUUUAUUUAUAAGCAGUUGUAAAUGUGCCCCUUGCUUUGGAGAAUGACACGUGUCCCCCACUCUCACCCGUCCCCCUUGUGCACGCCCAGCCCCACUGCUGCCUAGGCAGCCAGGGAGGGGGCUGGUGCAGGGAACCCACAGGGUGGUGAGCCCUGGGGUACCAGCACCCCACUCUCCCUGGGCUCCCUGCACUGCUAUGGGGCUGACUUUUGUUAUUGCUGACAAUAAAGGUUUUGAGAGA
This is a messenger RNA of Apus apus (common swift), 1757 nucleotides long. It is a transcript of the gene CRIP2, whose product is annotated as cysteine rich protein 2. NCBI's taxonomy places the organism in Eukaryota, Metazoa, Chordata, Aves, Apodiformes, Apodidae. The record is from RefSeq and is a predicted model, not a curated record. The transcript is spliced from 8 exons. The coding region runs from base 133 to 759 and encodes 208 amino acids.